Messenger RNA from Silurus meridionalis, 2476 nucleotides. RefSeq names its product hepatocyte growth factor activator (gene hgfac). Gene Ontology annotation, biological process: zymogen activation; blood coagulation. The transcript is spliced from 14 exons. The record is from RefSeq and is a predicted model, not a curated record. The coding region runs from base 545 to 2371 and encodes 608 amino acids. Lineage: Eukaryota; Metazoa; Chordata; Actinopteri; Siluriformes; Siluridae. Gene Ontology annotation, cellular component: extracellular region. Gene Ontology annotation, molecular function: serine-type endopeptidase activity.
UUUUUUAUUAUUGAAAAAAAAAAAUCCAACUCUGCAAAUAAUCUAAUGGCGACAGUUCAUAAGUUUAAAAGCGCUAGAGUGGUUAGAGUGGUUCUGGCAACACUUCUUCGUUCUGCAACCCCCGGUUGCAAUCCAUAGUGGCCUGUGUCAAACAUUACAACACCUGCAUGCCAGAACAGCACGCCCCAGCAGGUAGCAUGCGCUUUCAGCUCAGGUGUGGACGUUCUGCCAUGGUAUGAGGUAAGGCUGCUGUAAUAGGGAGCAGUUGCAAUCCAAACUCCACGGACACGGUUGGAUAUGCUCCAAGAACCCGCAAUGGGCGCGAGCGUUGACAGGAGUUUUCCGAGUGCGUGCUUCCAAAAUGACGCAAGUCUUUGACAGUCCGCGGAUUGUGACGUCACUAAGAGCGGAGGACACACACACACACACACACACACACUCUCUCUCUCUCUCUCUCUCGCUUCCUCUCUCUCUCUCCCGAUCUCUUCUCCGCCGUUGUCAGUAGUGGCUGUGUUUUCAGAACAGAGGAGCAGCACGCGCGGAAAUGUUCUUCCUCGAAACGCCGGCGCUCGCGCGCCUUUUCAUCUCGUGCUUGACGUGCAUGGCGCUGCAGCUCGGCGCGCGCGGUCUGCAAGUGCGCAAUCAGCCUCCUGGUAUUGAAGUCUUUACCAACACACAGUCAGUCACUGCAGGUCGGAAAGUUCUCACCACAGAGGGAAGGGAGUGUAAGUUUCCAUUCAGAUUGGGUGGGACUCUUUAUCAUCAGUGCAUUAUAUUGAGCUCUGGAGAUCGCUGGUGCUCACUCACCAGCAACUUUGACCGGGACAUGAAGUGGGGAUAUUGUAGUCCACGCACACGCCUCUUCAACACUGCUCUAUACAGUUUCAGUGAACAAAGCCUGUGCAGUCCAAACCCAUGUAAGAACGGCGGCAUGUGUACCGCAGUUCCAUACCGGCGUUCGUUUGAGUGUGUGUGUCCGGAUGCUUUCACAGGAGCCAAGUGUGAGCUGAAAAAGUGUUAUGAGCCCCUGCACCUGAGGCAUUACAACAUCGGGGAGAUGUGGGGACGAAUUCACCAGCGUGACGUAGAGCAGUGCACAUGCAGCAGAGAGGGAGUGUCUUGUGAGCGCACACGCUACAGAGUAUGUCUUUCUAAUCCAUGUGAGAAUGAGGGAACCUGCAGAAUAAUUGAAUCAACAGAAGAGGCGGUGUGUGCCUGCAGAACAGGCUACAAAGGACCAUACUGCAGUAUCUCACCUGAGGACAAAUGCUAUAAGGACUCAGGUGUCCAGUAUCGCGGCACUGUGGCUGUUACGCUCUCUGGCGCCCCCUGCCUGCCCUGGAGCUCAGACCUCAUGUACAAUGAGCUCUCUCUGAACACCGUACACGAUGCCUCUCAGCGGGGACUCGGGGACCACGCGUUCUGCCGGAACCCGGAUAAUGACAAGAAGCCCUGGUGCUACACCAUGAAUAACGGAGUGAUUUCCUGGGAAUACUGUGAUGUACCAUCUUGUCUUAAAGUGUCAUCUUCUCGUAAAGCUCCCACUCCAACCUCUAUUCCCACUCCUGUGCCUAGUCCGAAGCCCAGCUGCGGCAAGAGACAUCCAAAGCGAAUUCCUCGCGGACGAAUCCUGGGAGGCACUUCAGCACUGGCCGGCUCUCACCCCUGGAUGGCGGCACUGUAUAUAAGUGAUGAGUUUUGCGCUGGCAGCCUGGUCUCAUCCUGCUGGAUUGUGUCGGCCGCUCAUUGCUUCCUCCGCAAUCCACUGCUGUCGACGGUUCGUGUAGUCCUUGGUCAGCACAUUUUUAACGACUCGAGCGCCAACACGCAGACGUAUGGUAUAGAAAAAUAUGUGUUCCAUGACCAGUACAAUCAGUUCAGCCCAACAGUGCAUGAUAUUGCCCUCGUCAAGCUAAAGAAGGUAAAUGGGCGUUGUGCUCGCAAAACCAAGUUUGUUCGUCCGAUCUGUCUGCCAGACGAGUCUAUGACCUUCCCAGACUACACCUGCUGCACAAUUACAGGCUGGGGACACAUGCAAGAGAAGGGAAACUCAUAUUCCUCUCUGACUGAGGGAAUUGUGAAGUUGAUUCCUGAAGAGAGGUGUUCCUCUCCUGAGGUAUAUGGUUCGGAGGUGAGAGAGGGGAUGCUGUGUGCGGGUAGUAACAACUGUGUGGAUGCCUGCCAGGGAGACUCCGGUGGCCCACUGGCAUGUGUGCGGAACGAAGCAAGUUUUCUCUAUGGUAUCAUUAGCUGGGGUGAUGGUUGCGGACGAUCAGGGAAACCAGGUGUCUACACCAGAGUAACCAAAUACGUUGCCUGGAUCAAUCGCAUCAUUCGAAAGAAAAACCCUUCAAGAAAGAAAGGACUUUAGCAUGUGUUUAUUAGCAUGCAGCUGCUUUGUGUAUUGCCUGACUCUUAUUUUUUAAAGAACUGUGAAUGAAGUAUAUGUUUUAUAAUCUAAUAAAUUAUAUUGAAA